This is a messenger RNA of Branchiostoma belcheri (Belcher's lancelet), 2829 nucleotides long. RefSeq lists its product as uncharacterized. The transcript has 5 exons. NCBI's taxonomy places the organism in Eukaryota, Metazoa, Chordata, Leptocardii, Amphioxiformes, Branchiostomatidae. The coding region runs from base 1 to 2319 and encodes 772 amino acids. The record is from RefSeq and is a predicted model, not a curated record.
AUGUCUGCUGAGGGCAGCGUGGCCCAGGAAGCCGAGCAUGCCGGGAUAUCCCGCAUGCCCAUGUCUCCGGCCCGGCCAGUGGACAUCCAGGCGGUCCGACCCCGUCGGUGGCGGGAGCCUAACUCCGACUGGCGCACGGUGGUCCGCCCGCCCACCAAGCCGAGCGGAGACUCCCCGUACAUCGCUCCCGACCUCAGCGGGCUCAAGAUUUCAGCCGACGUCGAAAACUCUACUAACAACAACAACAACAACAACAACGCUUUUCGCAUCGACGUUAGUCUGUUGCGACAGAAGCAGGGGGAUUCAACACCGGAGCAAAGCGUGUUUAGCGCUUCUACCGACGUCGUUUGUUCCAGUACCAACGAAAAAACAACCUCUCCACGUCUCAGCAUUAGCGAGUGGUCCAUUUCGUCUACACCGGCAGCUCCAAAGGCCCCGAAGCUAAAACCCCAGCUCGGAAAGAACGACACCCGCGGCCGAGCAGCUCAAGCUAGGCUGAGCACCUCGUCUUCGGCUAUUCCCGUACGGGCGACGUUCCAGUAUCCGUCCGCCCAAGCACCGUCAGGGAACCGAACGGUACAGUACAGGCAUAGAGGGGAAGACCCACCAGGGAACGGAACGGUACAAUACUCGCCUGCAAGUCCUAGAGAGGAGCUCCCACCGCGCCCUAGAACAAGAAGAGGUCGUGAUGAAGACAGGAGAUUGUCACUGGAGACUUCAGAACAGCCAAACGGCGUUGCAGUUACAGAAAACAGCGACACCGUGGUACACCCUCCUCCCGGUGCCAGUCGGCCGAGGUUCAGACGUCCGCGAACCAUGUACCGUGUCGCCGCCUGCCAGGACAUGUCCGUCUACAUCAAGAUGGCCGCAGAAGAGCGCAAGUCGUCGACAACUGAAACAGCAACAACGACAGAAGCAAGAAGGGAGCUGUCAGGAACCUCUGAUACGUCUACGGGAUAUGCAGAAGUACUUAAAAUUGCGCACGGAGAAACCCAGAGCAGGCUUGCGUCAGAUUCAGAAAGCACGCCAGGAUACUCCAGGGUCCUUUUUUCCGAAAUCCCACCGAAGUCUGAAAACGGGGUAGAAGAAAACGUCCAGAUGGUAGAAACUGACCCAACACUGCAGCUAGAAGACGACAAAGACAGCGAGACGAACCCUUAUAAGUACAGGAAUGUGACCGGAUCCGAAAGCGAGCAAACUUUGCUGUUAGAACACGACAGAAGCGUCGAAACGAACCCGUACGAAUAUCGGAACGUGGCCGGGUUCGAUCCGGACGAAUACAUCCUCGAUCUGUUCGACCAAGGAAGGAUAACUGCCGUACAGAAGCGCCACGCCUACAGCAGUGGUGUGGAGUUUCCGGAUUCGGCCUACCACAUCGAGCAAAUGUUUGGGAUUCACGGAGAGCAAAACGCUCUCUUCUUGGACAACAACUUACCGGUUUCUACAGCCAGACAGCCGUCGUAUUCCUUCGACGACCACGCCAGAGAUCUAGACUUACUCGUAGGCGCUGGAAACGCUCACAAUACUAUGGAUGACAUCAUCUACUCUUACGAGCAUGGUGGUUUGGGGAAUGGAGGGACGUCGGGGCACCGUAGCGUCAGAGAUGACGACAGAGCUUGGUCCAAGCUUCUGGUCGACUUGACUGAAGUGGAAGGUCUUCUUGAGUCCAGCGAUCCUCCGAAUGUUCGUGGCCGACGACAGGGAACUCAAGCUUCCUCAAGCGGAAGAAAGAAGCAAAAGAAAGGGAAGAAGAAAGGAUCCACAAAGAAAACAGCGAACGGCACACCGGAGAGAAGAAAAUCAGCAACGGAACUGUCCUCCAGGGUGCUUGAUUCAAGGGGGACUACUCUUGCGUCUCCAGGUUUGAACGAGUUGAAGCUAACGCCCCCUGGCGAGACCAAGCUGACAGCCAUGUACUCGGAAACUCCAGAGGCGCGGCGUUACCGCGAGGUCCAAGGCGUCAACAGGUAUGUCACCAUGAUGGACAACAGAAAAUCCAUCCUCGACCAGUUCGGACCGGAUCCGACCGGCAACAACAAGAGGAAGUGUGCUGCCAAGCCUCGCCCAGCCCCGCGACCACACGAUCCAGUCAGCGCACAGUUGGAAGGUACAGAGGAGAUGUACCAUGCCGAUAUGCCGUCGACAGGAGGGACCCCCAUGACGGAAAACACCCAGAACGCCAUCGCGUUCCUGUACGGAGACAAGGAAACCUUCGAACGGCGGCCUUCCGGGUUCUUCACUAACGCAGCGAUGGAUGCUGAACUUGGAGAACUAAGGCGUGACCUUGGUGAUGACUGGGCGUCGGACUUUAUGGAUUGACAUACAACGUAUACUCAUCUCGUACACAGCGUUGUGUGUGGAUCAUAACUUUUUUUCUUGGUACUGUGCUACUCCCAGCAUACACAUCUUUGUGCUUGGACUUUAAUGGCAUGAUAUAUACUAAACUCAUACCCAGUGUUUUGUGUGGGUAUGAGCAUCACAAUAAAUUUUCUUUGUACUGUACAACUCUCAAAGUCAAGAUAUUACACAUCUUAUCUUGUUAAGUAAGUUCAGCUUGUAAGGAGUAUUUGAUGUGUUAUGUGUCAUAAAAUGGAGUUUGUGUAAGGCUAGUGGUGUAAGGCUAAAAUGGCACCUUAUUGAGCCUUAUAAGAGGAAUGUCAAGAACUCAUAUGCCUGCUCUAUUUCAUUGUGUGAAGUGAAACUAUGCACUAUACACAGUCAAGUACUUGACCAUUCAGUAUCUGUAUCUGUAUAGCCAGUAUAACAACCCUUCGGUGUAGCACACCAGCUACAAAGACACGCGGUGCGGCAGCAGCUGGCUACAUUACA